CCACUCUUCUCCGCUGAGUUGCCAAGAUGUCGCUUUCAAAUAAGCUUACUCUGGACAAACUGGACGUGAAAGGGAAACGGGUGAUCAUGAGAGUGGAUUUUAAUGUUCCUAUGAAGAACAACCAGAUAACAAACAACCAGAGGAUCAAAGCUGCCAUCCCAAGUAUCAAAUUCUGUUUGGACAAUGGAGCCAAGUCAGUCGUUCUUAUGAGCCAUCUGGGCCGGCCUGAUGGUGUCCCCAUGCCUGACAAGUACUCCUUAAAGCCAGUUGCUGUAGAACUCAAAACUUUGCUGGGCAAGGAUGUUCUGUUCUUGAAUGACUGCGUGGGUCCAGAAGUGGAGAAAGCCUGUGCUGACCCAGCUGCUGGUUCUGUCAUCCUGCUGGAGAACCUCCGUUUUCAUGUGGAGGAAGAAGGGAAGGGAAAAGAUGCUUCUGGAAAUAAGGUUAAAGCUGUGCCAGCCAAAACAGAAGCCUUCCAGGCUUCACUUUCCAAGCUAGGGGAUGUCUAUGUCAAUGAUGCUUUUGGCACUGCUCACCGAGCCCACAGUUCCAUGGUGGGAGUGAAUCUGCCACAGAAGGCUGGUGGUUUCUUGAUGAAGAAGGAGCUGAAUUACUUUGCCAAGGCCUUGGAGAACCCAGAGCGACCCUUCCUGGCCAUCUUGGGCGGAGCUAAAGUUGCAGACAAAAUCCAACUGAUCAAUAAUAUGCUGGACAAAGUCAAUGAGAUGAUUAUUGGUGGUGGAAUGGCUUUUACCUUCCUUAAAGUGCUCAAUAACAUGGAGAUUGGCACUUCUCUGUUUGAUGAAGAGGGAGCCAAGAUUGUCAAAGACCUAAUGUCCAAAGCUGAGAAGAAUGGUGUGAAGAUUACUUUGCCUGUUGACUUUGUCACUGCUGACAAGUUUGAUGAGAAUGCCAAGACUGGCCAAGCCACCAUAGCCUCUGGCAUACCUGCUGGCUGGAUGGGCUUGGACUGUGGUCCUGAGAGCAGCAAGAAGUAUGCUGAGGCUGUCGCACGGGCUAAGCAGAUUGUGUGGAAUGGACCUGUGGGGGUAUUUGAAUGGGAAGCUUUUGCCCGGGGAACCAAAGCCCUCAUGGAUGAGGUGGUAAAAGCCACUUCCAGGGGCUGCAUCACCAUCAUAGGUGGUGGAGACACUGCCACUUGCUGUGCCAAAUGGAACACAGAGGAUAAAGUCAGCCAUGUGAGCACUGGGGGUGGUGCUAGUCUGGAGCUCCUGGAAGGUAAAGUCCUUCCUGGGGUGGAUGCUCUCAGCAGUAUAUAGUGUUUUUCUGCACUUUGGUUCCUGUGCACAGUCCUAAAUCAACUUAGUGCUUUCCCCCUUAUCUCCACUUGGCAUGAGCUGAAAUCUUUCCCCAUGUCAAGAUUCAACUAGUGGCCAAGAGAUGAAGCACCAGGAAUCCUUAAACAGCUGAUCUUUAUUGCACCUUGGAUCUUCCUACAUUCUUCAAGAUCCCAUUUGAAUUUCUUAGUGGCUAACCUGUUGUGCUUUCUAGAGUGUGUAUAUUUAUAUUUUGCCUGUUAAAAGAAAGUGAGCUGUGUUAGCUUAGUUAUCUUUUUUGAGUAGCUUACUCUGAUUAGCUUCUUCAUUGUUUCAUUAUUGUCAUGGAAAGAUGAAAUUCUAGUUUUAGGUAGGUACGGGGACAAAGUUGAUGAUCUAUCAAGUAAACAAUAAAAUUGUUCAUU
Molecule: messenger RNA, 1702 nt
Organism: Orycteropus afer afer
Lineage: Eukaryota; Metazoa; Chordata; Mammalia; Tubulidentata; Orycteropodidae
Gene: PGK1
Product: phosphoglycerate kinase 1
Biological process (GO): gluconeogenesis; glycolytic process
Cellular component (GO): cytosol
Molecular function (GO): ATP binding; ADP binding; phosphoglycerate kinase activity
Source: RefSeq, a predicted model, not a curated record